Molecule: messenger RNA, 930 nt
Organism: Alternaria rosae
Lineage: Eukaryota; Fungi; Ascomycota; Dothideomycetes; Pleosporales; Pleosporaceae
Exons: 3
Coding region: 14-832 (272 amino acids)
Source: RefSeq, a predicted model, not a curated record
AUUACUCAUCACCAUGCCUCCCUUUCCCAACCCUCCCGCCGAAGACUCAAAGUCGGUCACCUGGCCGCUGCUAUCCUUCUCCAUCCACAAAGAACAAAAGAUAACCGGCAUGGCAACCUUCUUUCUCGACCACGCAAACACAGAAUUCGGCUUCAUCAGAUCCACCUCCUCGAACAUCGCGUCUGUCUUCCGCUUCCUGGAAACAAAUGAGCCCAUCUACUUCCAAGCCAAGACCGCAAAGCAAUCCAUCGAGCUUCCAGAGUCAGCUCAAGUCGUCUCCACACUCCUCGACGAGAUGUACGGUGUCUACAACCCCACCACUGGUUCCAUCUUCACCAACUUUGCGCUGAGGAUGGAGAUUGAGAAAGAACUCAUGAUGAACCAGCUCUUAGAUCUCUUCAUCGCCGCUGACAAGUACAACCUCGAACCCAUCAAACGCCGCGCCGCCGAAGCCAUCAUCGACCGCCUUCCCUUCAUCACCGACCCGCUCAUGAUCGUCGACCUCGCUACAUGCAUCUACCACGAGCAGUGUCCCGAGAACGACCGAGGACUGUGCAACGCUAUCAUCGAGUGUGUGAGGAUGCGCACGCCGGCUAUACUGGAAGAUGAGAGUGCGUGGGAAGAGUUCUCGGAGAACAAGAAUGUGCUGAGAGCUUUUCACGUGUCGCAAUGUGAGGCGGGUGAGGGUAGUGGUGUGUUCGGGGGUGGAGGCGGGGGUGGGGUUUUGACGCCGCCUGGAUUGAGUUACGAAGAGGUAGCUGAGGCAAAUGCACUUGCGGUCGACACUCGAUUGAAGGCGUUCGGUGCAAAGACCUUGCUCAGCUUUGGCUGAGCUGUCGCGCACCUCCCCAUGCCGCUUUCGUACGCAAUCUAGAUCCCAUUCACUGUGCUUGCGGUCCUUCUUGGUUGCAUGGUGCAGCGGUGUAAGAC